This is a messenger RNA of Chaetomium fimeti, 1045 nucleotides long. RefSeq lists its product as uncharacterized. Lineage: Eukaryota; Fungi; Ascomycota; Sordariomycetes; Sordariales; Chaetomiaceae. The transcript has 2 exons. The record is from RefSeq and is a predicted model, not a curated record. The coding region runs from base 95 to 1015 and encodes 306 amino acids.
GCAAGGAAGCCGGGUAUUUUGUUCAUCUUGCCCUGGGCCCCGCGGCCGAUUUCAAGACUGGUGAUCUCCAAGAUGUUUCCCAUGACAAAAAAAUAUGGAAUCGAAAACGCCUCGGGCCCAGCCAGCGCCGGAAUAUUCCCAGCUGCCCGAAGUGUCGGCGGGAUGGGGAACAGAAGCCCCUGAAGCGGUUGAGAUAGGUCUCGACUCGGCGAAACCAGCGCCGGUGCCAUAUCCCUCUUCGGAUAGCAACUGGAUUCCACCACAGUACCACCAGCACCCCAAACCGGCAUUACAAGCUUCACAGCCACCUUUUCCGAUCGCUUCCAACCCAGACUCGCCAGCUCAUGGCUAUUCAACCCGCUCGGCACAAGGAGAUGGGGAAGGGUCGCGCAGGAAAACGAUCCUCAUCCUGUCUAUUCUCGUUGCACUUCUCGCCGCUGCCGUGGUUGGUCUAGCAACGGCAACGGGACUGAUGGCAAGGCGUGCCAGCAAUGCCGAAAGCGCCAACCCCCAACAAGCCAGCAACGGGACGUGCUCGACAGUAACCACGACGGCAACCACGACUACGACCGCUGUUGUCGCAUCCACGAGCGGAGCCAGCCCGGUACCAGUAGUUGACCUCUCGAACGGGUGUUCCGACAAGAACGAGCGGAUUUCGGGCACUACAUACACCACACAGAUCUUUGGGAAAGUCAGCUUCAUACGGUACUGCAAUGCCCAGCCAAAAGAGUUCCCCAUCUACGGCAUGCUCACGCUCGACUUUGAGGCGUGCAUGGAUGCUUGCGCUGCCUGGUCGUCCAGGGGCCGUGACGUUCUCGGCAAGGACAAUCCCAACGCGAUUUGCGGCGGCGUGCGCUUCGUGCCCGCCUGGACCAACAAGACCGUGGCGUGGGCUACAAAUGCGAGGGGCAACUGCUUCUUGCAUAAGACCCCGCAGACGGUAGAGGAUUUAACGGAGCCGGAUCUGAAAAACAAGGUGCCCUGCCACGCAGCCAUCCUGGUGGAAAAGCGGUAGAGUUGGGGCGGUGCAUCGACUAGGGGGUUU